UGGUAAAUAUGAAAUGUGUCCCCACACAAUCCAAAGGCCAACAAUGGAUAGCUAACAACACUUGGUGUCAGUUUCAGAAUUUCUUGUUUUCCUGAUUCUGAUGAUAGCAAAAUCCAUAGCCAAACGAACGAAGCUAAACAAAAGAUAGAAAAAAAAGGGAGGAAAUGUUAACAGCACCUUCACUUUCCCGCUUUAAGUCUCCAUUUAUCAGCUCACCUCUUAAGCUUCCUCCUCUUUCUUCUUCUUUUUUCAUUCAGAAAUUUCAUCAAACACAUCGUAGGCGAAAUUCUUACCCAUGUAUUAGAGCUGUGGAUCUUGAUCAAAAUACGGUGAUAGCAAUUACAGUUGGGGUGCUCAGCGUAGCUAUUGGAGUUGGAAUUCCAGUUUUUUAUGAGACCCAAAUUGAUAAUGCUGCAAAAAGAGAGAAUACGCAGCCCUGCUUCCCCUGCACUGGCACUGGUGCUCAGAAAUGCAGAUUUUGCAUGGGUACUGGCAGUGUGACGGUGGAGCUUGGAGGGGGUGAGACAGAAGUCUCUCGGUGCAUCAAUUGUGAUGGUGCUGGUGGUUUGACUUGCACAACAUGUCAAGGAAGUGGCAUUCAACCUCGGUACCUUGAUCGCAGGGAAUUCAAGGACGACGAUUAGAUAUGGAAAAAUAUUCACCUUGGAUGUCACAACUUGUUUAUUGUCUAGAAGUCCUGUCAUUUUGACCUGAAUAUAUUGACAAAGAAUUCUGUAAAAUUCAUUUAUGUUCAUCCCCUCUCUCUGCCUUUCUCAGUUUUCACACAUUCCUUUCACCUUCUGUUCUUACAUGUAAUCUUUAACAAGUUGAGGAAUACAUGAUUUCAAUA
Solanum stenotomum is the source of this 850-nucleotide messenger RNA. RefSeq names its product protein SPA, chloroplastic. NCBI's taxonomy places the organism in Eukaryota, Viridiplantae, Streptophyta, Magnoliopsida, Solanales, Solanaceae. The record is from RefSeq and is a predicted model, not a curated record. Bases 165 to 644 code for a protein of 159 amino acids. The transcript is spliced from 5 exons.